This is a messenger RNA of Humulus lupulus (European hop), 1262 nucleotides long. RefSeq lists its product as uncharacterized. The transcript has 3 exons. Lineage: Eukaryota; Viridiplantae; Streptophyta; Magnoliopsida; Rosales; Cannabaceae. The coding region runs from base 472 to 999 and encodes 175 amino acids. The record is from RefSeq and is a predicted model, not a curated record.
UAAAAAAAGAGGUUGUAAGUUGUAUUAUGGGUCAUUUCGAUUAAAUUAGAUUAUGUAUUUGUUAAAUUCAAAGAGAAAUUUCACUAUUUAUGCAUAAUAGUGUAUAAUUACUAAAUAAUAACUGCACUAAUUAAUUUUUUAAAUUGGUGCUAAACUUUCACCAAGUACCAAAAAUACUCUCAUUUUUUUCUACUCAAAUUUUUUCCCAUACAAACUUUCACUCUCUCACACUCUCUCUAUCUACUUCAGACUCUCAAUCCUCGAAAUCCAAACCAAAGGAAACCCCAAAAACAAAGGGAACUCGUCGAUCUCACCCUCUCUCUUUUUCUUCUUCGAAGUCGGCCACGCAGAAUUGUCGUCGAAUCUGUCAAGCCAACAAAGACAACAAAGCUUGAAACCCACGUCGUCGAACUGGUCGAACCCAUCAAUCGAACCUAUAUUCUCAUUAAGCAUAUUGAUGCGGUAGAACACAUGCUUCGUAUGUGUCGCAAGUAUUUUCCCAAUAUAUAUCGACAGAAUGCAGUUGUGAUGAACAUGUAUUUCUCACAAGUGAUACUUGCUCGAUAUGAUCAGUACAAGAAAAUUGCCGACAAAACAAAGUAUACGUGGGAUUUUGACGUUAUGUCUAUGUUGACCGGCAUCGAGCAGCAGUUUCUGGCAUCUUGGGGCGGAGUUGAGGAUGUUUAUUGGUGCCAGAACUAUGGACAAGAAUAUUGGUUUGCCAUUGAGGCUUCCAUUUCUAGUUGGAUCCCCACUGUUUACGAUUCGGACAACUCGGUGAUUAGUGACGCAAAGCUGGAGGAAAUUAUGAAUACAUGGUGCUUUUUGCUUCCUUCUAUGUUAAUGCAGAGUAAACUGUUUACUGAUAGCUUGAUGUUGAAGAUUCCAUCAGCAGGAAAAAGGCCGCAUCAUGGCGUCGCAAACAGAAACACGAGCUCACUCAGUCAAAGAGAAGUGGGGAUUGUGGUGUGUAUGCUGUCAAGCAUAUUGAGCAUCUAAUGGUCGGUCUUCCAUUGGAAACUAUAUGCGAUGAAAAUAUGGAGGUGUUCAGGAACAAGUGGACCACAAACUUAUGGUAUCAAAAUUUGUUACCUUGAUGAUUGUAUAUAUACAGGGUCUUUACAUGUACAGUUUUUUGUUCACAUUUUUUUAUAACUUUCAUAGGCUGUUAUAGAGCUAAUAUCAAGCUAUAUCGAACUGUUAUCAAAUUUUUAUUGAGCAAUAUCAUUUUCAUAUCCAUUAUGUAGAUGUUAUCGAACUAA